GGCCCACUUCUCUCUUUUUUUCUCUCUCUCUCGUUUGUUCUUCAACCUCAAGAACACAUACAUACACAUACCCACACAAAAAAUGGAAAUAAGAAAAGAAAAAUGAUAUCUUCCUCAACUUUGAGUUUAUCUGGUGUCCCCCCACAAUCAACCUAAGCAAACGAGCUACCGUCCACCACAACCUGAUCAUCGUAAGCUCAAUAAAGGCAGCUCUCAGUUAAUCUGAUGGUAUCGAGCUCGCGUAAUCAGACCUGGAUUGAAACUAAAUCGACCGGUUCAAUGACUACUCCUGCAAAACUAGAUCGACCAGUUAAUUCGAACAUUGCUUGUUGGAUCGUGGUUGCCCGUUCCUCACUUACUUGUUCUCCGGGGUUUGAUGAGCGAGAUGGAGAAGGGUGUGAUUAUAAUGCAACAAAUAAGUGGUGGGUUUGGUGGGUUAUGGCGGCUGUUCUCACCAGACGAAGGGGAGGUUGGUUAAUAGCGAUGAAGGAUGUGAAUGGAAGUGUUGAAGGGUUAGUUGUAAUGGUUGACGAAGGAGGUUGAAAUGUGACUUCAAUCGUCACGUCAUCCAAGUUAUAUUAGAUGCUAAAUGCUCGACUUUAGUCACUAAUCCUAAUAUACAACCACUCACAAGUAUGAUCCCAAACUGACGAUGCUAAGGUUCACAAAUGAGAGAGAGAAACUCAUAAAUAAUAAGAUACUCAUUAGUCAUACAAUCUAUAUGUAAUUUUGGUAAAUGGUGCUCUUACUUUCUUUUCCCCUUUCAUAAAAAAUUACAUAAUUAAAUACUAGUAAACCAUUGAUAUGCACACAAGGUGUUUGCAUAAAUGCUCUAGUGACAUUUUGUCUUGUGAUUUUUGUUUCUUGUAAUUUUGCUUUCUGUGAUUUGGUAUUGUACAUUUGAAUGCUCUGUACA
Molecule: messenger RNA, 916 nt
Organism: Lactuca virosa
Lineage: Eukaryota; Viridiplantae; Streptophyta; Magnoliopsida; Asterales; Asteraceae
Source: the annotation of a GenBank genome assembly